GCGGCCGCGCGCCGGCGGCGGAGGGGCGGGGGCGGGGGCGGACGGGAGCACCGGGAGCGGCCCCGGCCCUGUCCCGGUCCCGGUGCUGGGCCCGGCCCGGUAUGCGCCCGGGGACAUGGCCCGGCGGAGCCCGCCCCGCAACGGCGUCGGCGGCCACGACUUCGACGCGAAGAAGAAAAGGAAAGUGGCGGAGAUCUACCAGGCUCUGAACAGCGACCCCAUCGACGUGGCUGCGCUCAGGCGGAUGGCGAUCAGCGAAGGGGGGCUCCUGACGGACGAGAUUCGCUGCAAAGUGUGGCCGAAGCUGCUGAGCGUCAACACGGACGACCUGCCCCCCCUCCCAGGAAAGGAGCUGCGAGAGGACAACAAAGAUUACCAGCAGGUGUUACUGGACGUGCGGCGCUCCCUGCGCCGCUUCCCCCCAGGGAUGCCGGAUGACCAGAGGGAAGGGCUGCAGGAGGAGCUCAUCGAUAUCAUCCUCCACGUCCUCAAGCGCAACCCCCAGCUGCACUACUACCAGGGCUACCACGACAUCGUGGUCACCUUCCUCCUGGUGGUCGGCGACAGGCUGGCCACGGCUCUGGUGGAGAAGCUCUCGACGCACCACCUCAGGGAUUUUAUGGACCCAACGAUGGAUAACACCAAGCACAUUUUGAAUUACCUGAUGCCCAUCAUAGACCAGGUGAACCCCGAGGUGCACGACUUCAUGCAGAGUGCCGAAGUGGGAACCAUCUUUGCGCUCAGCUGGCUGAUCACCUGGUUCGGGCACGUUUUGUCCGACUUCAGGCACGUCGUGCGAUUAUACGACUUCUUCCUGGCUUGCCACCCCCUGAUGCCCAUUUAUUUUGCUGCUGUGAUCGUGCUGUACCGGGAGCAAGAAGUUCUGGACUGCGAGUGCGACAUGGCCUCUGUCCACCACCUCCUGUCCCAGAUCCCACAGGACCUUCCUUACGAGACUCUGAUCAGCAGAGCUGGGGACCUCUUUGUCCAGUUCCCUCCAUCCGAGCUCGCCAGGGAGGCAGCGCAGCAGCAGGCUGAACGAACCGCGGCUUCCACUUUUAAGGACUUUGAGUUGGCGUCAGUGCAGCAGAGACCGGACACUGUGUUGAGACAGCGCUUCAGGGAGCGGCUCCGAGGGGAGGAGCGGACGAAAUCCAUCUUGACAAAGCCCAGGACCAACCGCUUUGUCAAGCUGGCGGUGAUGGGGCUGACGGUCGCGCUGGGAGCAGCCGCCCUGGCCGUGGUGAAGAGCGCGCUGGAGUGGGCGCCCAAGUUCGAACUGCAGAUUUUCCCCUGAAGCCGGAGGACGCCCUUUCCCCGUCUCCGCGUCCCACGCCGAUACGGGGCGAUGUUUGCUGAAAGGACGUGUCUGGAAGCGACCUAUCUCAAGUUUUCUAUUCUUGGCCUUCGCAAGAGACUGGUGGGAACCAGCCCGGGAGGAUUGCUCCCCGCGCCGACACUCCCCUCGUCCGGCUCCUCCGGCUCUGCGCAGGUGACCACGAGCGGGGAGCUGCGCCUGGGCUUUGCCGAAGCGAUCCCACGGCCUCUGUCGGGGUUGCUCGGUGGGAGUGAGGGCAGAUGCUCGCCUGGAGGAGGGCGUCGCAGCAGGGUUGUGUUGUGUGUGUGUGUGUGUGUGUGUGUGUGUGCAGGGGCGAGGGGCUGUUACACUCCUGAGGAGCCCUCUGGCUCCACCUCACCUCCCGCUGCCUGUGCUCCUGCCUUCUCUCACAUCCGCCAGCGCUCUGACCUUUCUCUUUCCUUUAGGCACCUCUGAGUAGAGGCAAACCUUUCCCAGCACCCUGCCAUGAGGCCGUCUCCCAUGCCUAACACUCCGUGACUCCGUUUGCUUCCUCAUCCUUGUGGUCUGGUCAGUUUGCGGGGCAGAAUGGCAGGGGGCAGGGGACGGGGGCACGUCCGUGGGACCGCUGGAGGGAGCAGGGUCCUGCACCAGGUGAGACGAGUGUCCCUCGUCCACUAGCACUCGCUGCAGACUCUCACAGCUCUGGGAGCGGGUUCUGAAGUGGAGAAAGGCCUUUUUACACCUUUUGAAACAGUUUGCGCAGGACAGAAGCCGUUGGUGUAGGAGCCUGUCACAGUUCUCCCCCACGAACUGAUCAGACCAGCAUCACCCACCGGGAUAACGUGAGGGAUUUCCCGGGAAGACCACCCCGACCCCUGCAUCCCCCGACCCCUGCCUGUCCCCUAACAGCCUGGCUGCUCCCUGCCCGCCGGGGAAGCUCAGCAGCACUCUCCUAAAGAGCUCCCUGCCCCCCUGACUCAAAGCCAACAGACACUAUCUGCCUCUACCUCUCCCCCGAGCUGCUAAACCCUCCCGCAAGUGCCCUUACCUGCCCCGUGCCGCUUCCCCCCCAGCUGCCUGCCCCCGCUGCCUCGUGCCCAAAGCCGUCUGCGCCGUGCCCGGGGGCUGCACGCCUGAAAAGGCAGUCAGUGUUGGUUUAAAGAGUUGCAGAUUUCUGGUUAUGGAGGAAAACCUCACGCCCUGCGAGGCUCAGCACCCUCCCGUCCCCAGCCACCCGUGUGGGAAUUCAUCACCACGCCGUGCGUCGGGUUGCUCUGGGGGCUCACCUGGUGCAGGUUGGGGAAGCAGGACCUGUUCCCUCACCCGUGGCAGCGUCUGGUGGCCGUGCCGCUCGCUGUGCCCGUGGCUGGCUCGUGCUGGGGCUGUCCCUGCUGCUCCUGAGGGCUGGGGGCAGCCCGGGGGGCUCUCCGGUCCCGCGGCCGAGGGCAGCAGGGUGCGAUCCUGCACGCACCGGGGCCGGCCGGGCAGCACCGGUGAGGGGGGCAGGCUGUGACUUAGCACUUUAGAAAUUCGUGGUACAGGAGAGUUUGUGGUGGCCGUGCCGUGAGCCGGGGGUGCUGCCGGGGGUCCUGUCCCCCACCCGGGGCAGUUCAGGACCCCCUGCCCCCAGCUGAGGGGCAGCUCCGGCAGCCCCGCGCGCCGCCCACCCUGCACUUUAGUUCCUGCGUUGUCCGGGGCCGGGAGGUGGUCUCUUGGGGUGCUUCAGUUACUCUGUACAGAUUAUACAUACCUGUGUAAAUGCAGAUUUGUACAAACCCUCUAACUGUAAAAUAAACACUUGCUAAACACG
This is a messenger RNA of Cygnus olor (mute swan), 3110 nucleotides long. It is a transcript of the gene TBC1D20, whose product is annotated as TBC1 domain family member 20. Gene Ontology annotation, cellular component: endoplasmic reticulum membrane. The record is from RefSeq and is a predicted model, not a curated record. Gene Ontology annotation, molecular function: GTPase activator activity. NCBI's taxonomy places the organism in Eukaryota, Metazoa, Chordata, Aves, Anseriformes, Anatidae. Gene Ontology annotation, biological process: positive regulation of GTPase activity; endoplasmic reticulum to Golgi vesicle-mediated transport.